AUGGCAAGGUUAAUGAUUGACGUUGCAUUUCUCGAGAGUGGCCAAUCAACACUACCCAAUCCUUUAAUAGUCGCUCUGUCGAUGCCCAAGUGGCAAAUAUUCAAAUCCCAAUCUCAAUCUCAAUCUGUCACAUCUGGGCUCGGACUCUUGUCUCAGCAACCAUCGCCUCGGUAUCGGACCGCAUGCCACACACUUUUCACUAGUUCUGCAGGGACAUUCAAGGGUACAUGCGUAGUCGUUAUUGCCGAAUCCCCUGUCUGGGUAUGCACCGCUUCAAAUGACACGCAAUCGCUUCCUCAGGCCCUUCAAUUUGCUUCUCUUUGUGCCAAGAUUAUUCAUCUUGAGUACAUGUCGUGA
Messenger RNA from Fusarium graminearum PH-1, 357 nucleotides. RefSeq lists its product as uncharacterized. The coding region runs from base 1 to 357 and encodes 118 amino acids. The record is from RefSeq and is a predicted model, not a curated record. NCBI's taxonomy places the organism in Eukaryota, Fungi, Ascomycota, Sordariomycetes, Hypocreales, Nectriaceae. The transcript has 3 exons.